AGCAAUAUUACUUAUUGCUAUUCAGCAUCACCGUAAUUGAUUGGCUAGAGAAACUAAUCUUACCAAGAAAAAAUUAUGUUCUGUAUCUAUCUUGAAAACUAAAGCGCUGCUGCAGUAACUUCACUCAGAACAACAAAUCCCGAAAGUCAUUGCAGUAGGCAGGCUUUGUUUGAGUUGCGUCAUCAAAUUUGCUCUAGAAUGUUCUACGGUGUUCUUCGGAAGGUCGCCAUCUUUGAGAACGACAUCGCGGAGGCAUUUUGCUGAUUUCUUUGUACUUAAUCUUCAAACCGACGAAAAUUCUUCGCAUUCGAAGCGUACAACUGCUGACCAAGAUGCGUCACUCUAAGCGAAUGCGCUCACCAGGUGUAUGGAUUGAUGAAUACAGCUGGGAAGAAAGAAUGGAGUGUCGUAAACGCAAGAAACGAGAUUCAAACAGCAGUGAAAGAGAGAAUAAAUCUAGAAAAACUCAUCAUCACCACAAGAUGUUUGAGGGGCAUUACCUGGAGGCUCGCAGUCUUAACCAGAGGCUGGAUUCUCAGGAAGAGCACACUCGAGACUAUUGUGUGACCAUGGUGUGUGAUGACAACAGUCGUGAUGAUACAUGCAAGGACAGAGAUCUUGACUGGCACCACUACAGCAAGUCGUCUGGACGUAGUGGGCACAGUGGACAUAGCAGUCGCAGACAGAGAGACAGAAGGCGCAGGCGUAGCUACUCUCGCCACAGGUCCUCCUCGAGGAGGAGCCAUCACCGCAGGAAAAGAUCCAGGAGUGUUGAGGAUGAUGACGAGGGUCACCUCAUCUAUCACAGUGGAGACAUGCUGAGAGCGAGAUAUGAGAUUGUGUGCACUCUUGGAGAGGGCGCCUUUGGGAAAGUUGUCGAGUGCAUUGAUCACUCAAAUGAAGGGGCUCGAGUAGCUCUGAAGAUCAUAAAAAAUAUAGACCGCUACCGAGAGGCAGCUUUGUCUGAGGUUGAGGUGCUUAAACAGUUGAAUUCCCUUGAUGCUUCCAGGAAAUAUGCAUGCGUACGGAUGCUGGACUGGUUUGACUACCAUGGCCACAUUUGUAUUUCAUUUGAGCUGCUUGGGCUCAGCACUUAUGAUUUCCUCAAGGAAAACAACUUCCAGCCUUUCCCAAUUGAACAAAUCAGGCACAUGGCUUAUCAGAUCAUUCGAGCUGUGAAAUUUUUGCAUAAGAACAAGUUGACUCACACAGACUUGAAGCCUGAAAAUAUUCUCUUCAUAGAUUCAGACUAUGACAUGGAGUAUAAUCGUGAAAAGAGACGAGACGAACGGACACUGAGAAACCCAGAUGUGAUCAUUGUAGACUUUGGUAACGCCACUUAUGAUCAUGAGCAUCAUACUUCUGUUGUUUCAACUCGUCAUUAUCGCGCUCCUGAAGUUAUUUUAGACUUGGGCUGGAACCAUUCCUGUGAUGUCUGGAGUAUUGGCUGUAUCCUCAUUGAAUAUUACCUCGGGACUACACUCUUCCAGACACAUGACAGUAAAGAACAUCUUGCUAUGAUGGAGAGGGUCUUGGGCCCCAUCCCCACAAACCUCCUGGAGAAAACAAAGAAACGACGCUAUGUUCACCGAAACAAGCUGGACUGGGAUGCUCACGGCUCUGCUGGGAGAUAUGUCAGGAAACACUGCAGACCUCUCAAGCAUUACAUGGUGUCAAAGGAUGAUGACCACCGGCAGCUUUUUGACCUGAUAGAGAAGAUGAUGGAGUACGACCCGGCCAAACGCUUCAGCCUGGAGCAGGCCCUUCACCACCCGUUCUUUGACUGCUAUAACAAGAGCAGCAAAAGCAGGAGCAGCAGCAACUGUAGUGGUGAUAGCAAAUAAGGCUGAACUCUGAACAUGAAAACAUCAAGGUUUGCCUGUCACCAUGAUGUUUGUCAGUGCUCUGUACCAGGUUGUACUUCUGACUCUCCAGGAGAGAUGAACUCUGACUGUAUCAGUCACUGUCCUGCUCUUUAGUGCCCUGUCCCCCGCACCCACGUCUGAAGACUCCCUCUUUAAUAAGUCAGUCACAUAAUUUUCUUUGAUGUAAUGUUCCCCACUCCACAAUGUAUUUUCGCUGUAGAUAUUUAAACUGUAGCAUCUUAGCAUAUACUGGUGGAGCUUUUUCUUUUUGAUUAGAAGUCCAAUGUUUUUUUGUUUUUUGUUUUUUUGUGGUUUAACCAAUGUGAUGUGGGUGAUGAGUACAGUACCCUGAUAAGAAAUGUCUUUGAUCUGUACAUUGAUUGGGAUUGUACAUCUAUUAGAAUGUAGAGCAGGCAGAAAACAUGUAAAUAGACCUUGUUCAUAUAUUUUUCUUUUCCACUGAAUGGUUGUGUAAUUUUUUGCAGUGCCAUGUAAAUAAAUGUGACAGAAUCUGGCAGAA
Messenger RNA from Menidia menidia (Atlantic silverside), 2385 nucleotides. NCBI's taxonomy places the organism in Eukaryota, Metazoa, Chordata, Actinopteri, Atheriniformes, Atherinopsidae. The record is from the annotation of a GenBank genome assembly.